This is a messenger RNA of Fraxinus pennsylvanica, 2124 nucleotides long. Lineage: Eukaryota; Viridiplantae; Streptophyta; Magnoliopsida; Lamiales; Oleaceae. The record is from the annotation of a GenBank genome assembly.
AUGGAAGAUAGUAACUUGAAAAAGGAGUUCUCAAAUGAAGAUAUGUUUGAAUGUUAUGUUUUGCUGACUAAGGAUAAGAGAAUCAUAAGUCGGACAGUAUGCCGUAAGGCCCAUAACCUUCCCAAUGAAAUACCUCGAAUUUGGGACAUAUCUUCUUUUGUUCGGCGAGAAAAAAUUAAUUUUCUCUCUGGAUUACCUUGUCUUCUCCUAUGCCCGGGUUUUGAAAAUUCGCAUCAGGAAAGAGAGUGGGGUCUCUUCUUGAAUUUCUUGCGGAAGUACAAUAAGGUUGCUAUCUCAAAGCUUGGAUUCUAUGAAAUCUACAUUCUUCCUCCAGAUGAAAACUCAGAGUUUGACGCUGGAGCUGUUCUGUACAAGAUGGAGAAAAAGCUUAAUGGGUAUUCUAGUCAAAGGCAUGUUGGAUUGGAUAUUAAUGCUGCUGAAAUUGCAUCACUGCCUAGAUGUAUGGAUUUCAAUGAUGCGGCAUGUAGGCCUAUUCAUCCAAGAAUUCAAUCAAAGAAAAAUAGUGUCCAAGUUAUGCAGCCACGUCCUAUUGGUGAAGAUCACUCUCCAAAUUUGAUGGUGAAAGAUAGCAGCAGACCAGGAAAUUCUGUGGGAUGUGUUGCUGAGCUUGUUGACAAUUCAAGAGAUGCCAAAGCAACCAAACUGGAAAUCAGUAUCGGUAUGCUAUAUUCAAAAACUGCUGGUAAAGAUAUUCCCAUGUUGUCAAUAAUAGAUGAUGGCCAUGGUAUGAGCCAUCAAGAUAUUGUGAGAAUGAUAUCAUUUGGGCACGUGCAGCCUGAAGCUGAUGAUCCGGACCAUAUAGGAAGAUUUGGGAUUGGAUUUAAGACGGGUGCUAUGCGGCUUGGAAAAGAUGCUUUGGUUCUUACCCAAACUGCAAAUUCCAGAUCAAUUGCAUUUCUUUCCCAGUCACUAAAUGAAGGAAAAGACAAUUUGGAGAUCCCUGUUGUAAGCUACCGCAGAAUUGGGCAGUUUAUGGAAGUAGAUACGAGUGUCCAGAACGAGGCUUUUGCAAAAUACAAUUUGAAAAUCAUCAAGGAAUUUUCUCCAUUUGAUAAGUACCUUAUUGGUGAAAAAGCAGGCCUGUUCAGUGGAAAUAGCACUGGCACACAAAUAUUUAUAUGGAAUUUAGAUGUAUGGGGAUCAAAUUAUAGCCUGCAAUGGGAAGCGGGGAUGAGUGGAGGGAGUUCCUUCCAUCAAGGUGACAUAUUCAUUCGUUCCAGGAGGACAAGAUCUCGUCCAGGCCAAAUAUCUCAAAAGGUGCCUUUGGAUUAUUCUCUUAGAUCGUACUUGGAGGUCAUCUUCUUAGAUCCACGUAUGAAGAUAUAUGUACAAGGAGCUCGGGUAAAAUGUCGACCCCUGGCAAAAUCUCUAAACAACACUAUCAUUGAAAAUGGCAUUGUCAUGGGAAGACCAGUUCAACUUACUCUUGGCCGUUCUCAAUUAGAAUGGGAGCAAGCAAAUUGUGGAAUGUUUCUAUAUUGGCAUGGGCGUUUAAUUGAGGCUUACAAGAGAGUUGGAAGUAUGGUUCAUAAUGGAGAUAAUGGUCGUGGCAUCAUUGGCGUUGUUGAUGUUACUGAUUUAAUCGAUGAUGGUAAAGGUCUUGUCUGGGUGCAUAACAGUAAGCAAGGGUUCCAGGAUUGUGAAGCCUAUGCUGAAUUGGAGAAGUGGCUUGGUGAAAGAGCAGAUGAAUACCUGGACAAAUAUGUAGAUACAAUUCAACUGAAAAAAGGUAAUGCCCUAUACAAACCCGACCACGAGUGGGUGCAGUGUGACAAAUGCAGAAAAUGGAGGAUGUUGAGUCCUGACUUUGAUAGCAAGACUUUACCAUUAGAAUGGUUCUGUUAUAUGAAGCCUUUUGGUGGAAGGUGUGAAAUGCCUGAACGAGAGGUUGAACGUGGAGUCAUCACAAUAGCUUCCAAGCGUUCUGGACACAACUGCACUAUUGAUACAAAGGAGCUUACAUGUGAACUUCCUCAAAAACCUACAGGGAAAUCAGAAGGUGGUGGUGACAAGGGGUCAAGUUCUAGUGAAGAGGAUGAUGACAUUCAGUUUUUUUCCAAGAAGCGUAGGUUAUGUCCACCAAGGAGUUGUAAGAAGUGUUAA